Linum tenue is the source of this 1471-nucleotide messenger RNA. The record is from the annotation of a GenBank genome assembly. NCBI's taxonomy places the organism in Eukaryota, Viridiplantae, Streptophyta, Magnoliopsida, Malpighiales, Linaceae.
UCCCGGCCAAAACAGUCACCAGGCGAAGCUAAUGGAGUGGAAGUGGAGAUUGUCGGCGAUGCUCGACUGACAGUAGUUGGCCACUCGUUGCCUCAUCUUCUUCGGCCCGCUGGCGAGCACUCCCACGCUCUCUCCUUCCACUUCCAGCAGUAUCCUAUUCAUGUUUGGCCGUUUCCCGAGGUGCACCGUAGUGGCUUGCCGGAUUGCAUUCCGCGGCUGGCUCUCUACCUCCUCCGCCGACUCCGAAUCUCCGCCGCUCAGCAGCGUCGCCGGGGACGUUGUUGUCGGCGCGGGGAUCGCUCUGUUGAGAACGGGAGUCGUUUGGCUGCUGCUUCGUCUGUUGUUCCACAGGAAGCCGACCGUCGCGGUGACGACCACGGCGACGCAGAUGGACAGGAUGUUGAGCGCGGCCUUGGCCGGAGUGGAGAAUCGCAUGUUCGUGUUGCCGUCGAUCGGGUAUAUGUAGUACUGCGUGGCGAGCCCGAUCAGCACCAGGUAGAUGACGAACGAGCCGGAGAUGAUGGCUCCCAGCCAGAUCCAGCUGUUGGAGCCCAGCGCCGCGGCGACGGGGGAAUCGGUGCCGUUUUGACGGAACCAGAGGGUUUGGAUUUGGCUCGAGGAUUCGUCCUCAGGUUUCAUUUCCUUGUCUCUGGUGACGAAAGCUUCGAUCCGCAGCUCCGCGCAGGAGAAGUCUAGAGGGGCUGCGUUUGCUGAUUCCGGUACCGGGAGGAUUAGGUCGAGGAUCGUGAGAUCGACGCAGUGCUUGAAAGCGCAGAUCAAGAGCAGUUUCGGAGUUUUGACGGUCUUCGUGUUGGAUUGGCUGAGGAUUUCUCGGAUGAUUGAGAUGAACGGCGUGAUUCCACUGCCUCCGCUUACCAUAACCAGCGUAUCGUGCCUGGUAACAAUGGUGGGGCUUUUGAUUAGACUAUUUGAGUACUGACCUGGGCUCUUGGAGAAAUUCAACUCCACUGCUCGACAGGGCAAGACUCGAGCUGAAACCAAGCAAACCUUCUGCUGGGAUUGAAGCAAUCUCAGGAACCGAUCAAUGGCGAAGAGGUAGAAACCAGGAAGGAUUGUGCAGGCGGAAGAGAAGCCGACAUGGAACACAUAGAACACAACAAAGACGAUGUAGAGAUAGUGUGUGUAGAAGAAGAGCUCGAACAUCUUCCUUCUGAUGCAAGUAAAGCUCGUCGCCCACAUGACCAAUCCAGCGGUUAAAGCUAUUUCUCCAGCCACAUUGGAUACUAAGAGAUCGUCCCAUUUCAGCAUCUUCUCAUCAUCACAAUGUAACAAAAUUGGUGAUGAAGCAUAGGCCGUGGAGCGUGAAAAGUGUCAUCGCCAUGUGUCCCAACCACAUAUGGUACUUGAUGCUUGACUCUGAAGUGAGGCCAACCAGCUGAAGCACUGAAGAUCCUCUGGUUUUGGGCCGGGCCGGACGAACAGAUCCUGGCCACUUCAUGUCUCAGCGAUC